This is a messenger RNA of Capsicum annuum, 2172 nucleotides long. Its product is annotated as putative receptor-like protein kinase At3g47110. The coding region runs from base 1 to 2172 and encodes 723 amino acids. The record is from RefSeq and is a predicted model, not a curated record. The transcript has 4 exons. Gene Ontology annotation, molecular function: protein binding. Lineage: Eukaryota; Viridiplantae; Streptophyta; Magnoliopsida; Solanales; Solanaceae.
AUGACAGCAGUCUUUUUCAGUCCGAUUUCGCUAUGCACUUCUACCAAUGACUGUUGUGGUGGAGCGAAUAUUGUUCAGCAUCUUGAAAUCAUGUGGUUAAAGAAAGUUUUCCUUAUAUUUGCUACUCUAUUUUACUGUUUUUCGCUCGUUGAUGGUUUCCAUGAAGGAGAAAGAGCAGCUCUAAUGAGCUUCAAAUCCUUGCUGACUGAUCCAUCUAAUCGGUUAUCUUCGUGGAAAGGCGAAAACUGUUGUAACUGGAAAGGAAUCAAAUGCUCGAGUUCAGGUCGUGUUGCAGUUGUCAAUCUCCGGAAUCCUCAUCCGGAUGAAGUCAUGAUCAAUGUCAAUAAGGAAGUUGUUUCAAAUUCUAACAACGCUUUCGAUUUUGCCCUUAAAGGUACUAUAUCUCCAUUGCUAUUCACUCUUGACCAUAUUCAAUAUCUCGACCUGAGUUUCAACGACUUCAUGCUCUCAAAGAUACCUGUUGAGAUAUCGAACUUAACAAAGUUGACUUAUCUCAAUCUGUCGAAUUCCAUGUUUCAAGAUUCCAUCACCACGCAAUUCUCAAAUCUUACAUCUUUAAGGUCUCUUGAUCUUUCGUGUGCUAAUUUAGUACCCGAUUUGUCUUCUAUUACUGUUAGCUUGACAUUACCACCAAAGUUAGAUUCUGGCUCACUGUUAUCUUUUAUAAGCUAUGGAUAUCUGUCUAGUCCAAAUCUAAGGUGGUUAGAAGGACUCCGACGUCUCAGAUAUCUGGUAUUGACAGGUGUUGAUCUAUCAAAGUCCUCGGAAUCAUUUCAUUGGGAUACACCAAUAUCAAGUCUUUCAAAUCUCAUGUCACUUCAAUUGUCCAACUGCAACAUUUCAGGAAGAAUUCCGACAGCGCAAUUACUUAAUCUUACUAGUCUUUCUACUCUAGAAAUGAGUUCUAACUUUCUAGCAUCCUCGAUACCUGAUAUUCUAUCGAACCUCACAACCCUCUCAGCUCUUUAUUUUAGUGGCAACGAUUUAGAUGGUCAGAUCCCGUACUUUCCUCAACUCGAAAAACUUUCUGUUUCUAGCAAUCCGGCUAUGACUAUCGAUCUUGUUUCAAUGUUUUCAGUCCCAUGGUCAAAGUUGACAUAUCUUGACAUAAGCUUCACUCAGGUUGGUGGAACGGUUCCUGCUUCUUUAAGCAACUCAACUUCAUUAACCAUUUUCCUAGCCGAUGGAUGCUCAAUCCAAGGGUCGAUACCUUCUUCCAUUACAAAGCUUAAGAAAUUACGUAUAUUGAUGCUCAAUGAAAACAACAUCACAGGCCAGCUUCCUGUAUCCAUGUCCAGUUUGAUAAGCCUUCAAUACUUGUCACUUUUUCAGAACAGACUACAAGGGAAUAUUCCAAUUUCUAUCUGUCAAAUCCCCUCCCUCGAAUACCUGAAUUUAAAUUGGAAUGAUCUAACAGGACGUCUUCCCUCAUGCAUACUUCAGCUUCCUAAGCUUUCGUAUCUUUAUGUUCAGAAGAAUAACUUGAAUGGUAAUAUGCCAAUGUCUUUGUUCCAAAAGUCUAGAUUGGAUCAAAUUAGCUUUGGAGUUAGUGGAUUGUCUGUGGAAAUCGAUGAUCAAGAUCAAUCCUUUGUGCAAACUUUCCAGCCCGAGAUGUUGGAAUUUACAUCUUGCAACGUGAGAGGAAAAAUCCCAAAGUUCUUUUCAAAUCUGACGAGCCUAGUGAUUUUAAUUUUGGCUAACAACAGUCUAUCAGGAGCCAUACCAUACUGGUUGUUCAAUCUCCCGGCCCUCUCUGUACUAGAUUUAUCGAUGAAUAACUUCAAGGGAGUUAUACCUCCAACGAUUCAGCUGAAAUCUUCUCCUUAUCCAACAAUAAUUAGUUUAGCCGGUAACAACCUUCAAGGUUCUAUCCCUUCUAAGUUCGAGAAUGUUAAUGUCAUCGAUUUUUCACUUAACAAUCUCGUUGGCUCAAUUCCAACACAGAUAGGGGAAGUUCAUGCAUUAUAUGAAGAUAAAUUUACCUUCGAUUUGAUGUUGUUCUCUUCUGUCUGCAUGGCGUUGAACCGGAAUGACUUCUUGACAUCUCCCAUCUUGACAUCCGCGGAAUUUUUAGCUAUGCAAAUUUUUGAAAUAGUAUAUACAUUGGUUCAAACAGAUGCAACUCUUCAACGAAGUGAUGCACUGUUUUGA